AUGACCCCAUCAUCGGUAUCUGAAUCAUCCUCACUGGAAAGCAUCAAUGUUGCAACAAACAUGACCAAACGACAUGAGAGCAUGCUUCCGCCUGAAAAAGAAGAAAGGCUUUUUCGCAGCCCAAAGGAGAUGAUCAAUGACUUGCUGCAGCAAGUAGAACAAACAGAGCUACGACAUGCAAUGCGAGUUGAAAUUAAACGGCUACUCACUGAUCAUGAGCGACUUGUAUCCAUGUUACAACAACGAUCCGAGCUUUUGGAACACGAAAAUGAUGAAUUACGACAUGCAUCUCAGGAGCAUCAACGUCGAUAUGAAAAGGCUGUGAGAGAGAUGCAAUUUUUUAAACGCAAGUACGAGCAUCAUAGACAACAACAAGAAGAGCAACGACCUCGAAGGAGUUUAUCCAUCGACUCUCGAACAUCAUCUGAACAACAACAACAACAACAACAACCUUCACAUGCAACCUCUACCGCUGGUGUUGGGGCAUUUCCAUUAACACCUACAAGCCCACAACCCAUUCCAGAAGAACCACAAGAUCCAUCGUCUUCAACAACAGCCACCACCACUACCACUACCAACAACAAUAAUAAUAAAACAGCAAGCAUCACUCUAUUUUGCCCUCCACCUUAUGAUGCAGCUGAGCUAGCACGUAUGGCAAAGAGCCCGAUCCCAGGACCAGCAACCCUUCCAUCUUGCGUAGAUCAUCCACAACGUGCAUUUGGGGAUGCUCCACAACGUACAUUUGGGGAUGUUCCACCAUAUCAGCCUGCAGUAGUUUAUCGAGUACGCCAAAACUCAACGGCAGCCAGCGUACAUAGCACACAAUCAUCAAGUACUGAAGGUGCUAAUACUAUUGCCAGCCAAGGUACAAAAUCAACAGUGUCAACGGUAUCAUCGGUACCAUCCUCAGCAUCGUCAGCGUCUUCAUCGUCAUCAUCAUCAUCCGCAGGAGGAGACAAAGCACGUAAAAAACAAUCAUGGCAACAACAACAACAACCUGUAAACCUACCAACCCCAUCCACCACUACCAAUACCACAACCACCAUGUCUCCAAAUACAGUGCAUUCAGUACCCAUGACACCUGUACGCUCUAGCACUGCCACAAAUGGGUAUACAGGUGCCUCCCUUAUCCAACAACGGCGUGUCGAUCCAUUGAUAUUUGGUGGCUCUGAUGGAUUAUGGGAUACCAUUGCCAAGAGUAAAGGAAGCGAUGCAACCGUGGAAAAGAUCAUCAGCAACUUUUUACGGAGAGGGGGAUCGCCUAAUACAUCCAAGCAAUCGGGAUCUGCAAAUGCUGUCAAAUAUGGAUAUGGGAUGAUUCAUGCAUUGAUUGUGACCAAGGCACCUGGAUCGUUAGAUUUGCUGUUACAACAAGGUGCUAAUCCCAAUGUGAUGACGUUGAGUCAAAUUGAAGAUGACAAGGUCACGCCUUGUUAUUUGGCUGCUGAAGUGGGCUGGUUGACCGGAUUACAAAAGCUGGUGCAAGCAGGUGGUGAUCUAGUAGCUGCGCGUGGUGCUGGUAUCAAAAACAAGACGGCCCUUCAUGUUGCAGCCGAACAUUGCCAUGCUGCUGUGGUCGAGUAUAUCGUCAAUGUCACUCAAGGUGCUCUCAACUUGGAAGAAGAUAGUCAAGGUGCAACGGUAUUGCAUUAUGCAUGCGCGUCGGGUCAUACAGACCUUGUGUCGUUUCUAGCUCGGUCGUGUCAGAUUCCAGUGAAUCAGCCUGAUCAUCGAGGCGAAUUGCCGUUGCAUUGGGCUGCACGUCAUGGUCGAUUGGAGGUGGUGACCCUCUUGGUGGAACGGUGUGGAUGCGAUGUGAAUGCCUAUGUGCCUCGUAAAGUGGGGACUCCGCUUGAUUUGGCUAAAGCUGGCAGUCAACGUCGUCUUGUUGAUUAUUUAAAGGGACUCGGUGCAUUGACAGGCAAAAAGAUGGAUCGUCGUCGUGAAGAGGAGAAUGAAAAUGAAGGCUAUCUCGAGAACAAAUUUGCCAAGAAUGGUUUUGCAGGUUUCUUUGUAGGCGGAGAAGAGGAUGUCGACUUCUUUUGA
Molecule: messenger RNA, 2046 nt
Organism: Lichtheimia ornata
Lineage: Eukaryota; Fungi; Mucoromycota; Mucoromycetes; Mucorales; Lichtheimiaceae
Exons: 3
Coding region: 1-2046 (681 amino acids)
Molecular function (GO): protein binding
Source: RefSeq, a predicted model, not a curated record